AUGGAUUCAUCGUUUAAAACUGAAGAUGUGAAAAUAUGGUGGAAAUCUGAACAUUGCUCUCUUGAAAAUGAUCUAAAACCCGUUAUUAAUGAUGAGGAUGCAACAAUGUUAGCUAUGUGUGAUGAGGAGACUAAGUGUGAUGUUGAGAUAUAUACAGAGGCAAUAUCAUCUAGUGGUGAGAAGACUUAUAUGGAGAGGUUAAAAGAGAAAGAAAAAGGCCACGUUAAUGUUGAGGAAAAUGAAGAUGGUGAGGGCAGUGAAACAUCCGAGGAAUCUUUGAAUGGUAUACACUUUGAAGAUAGUGAAGAAGAGAUGAUGCACGAUUUUGAUAAAGACAUGGUUGAAGGUGAUGGUAGAGGUGGAUUGGAUAAUGGUGAUAGUACAAGUCAAAUGGAUAAUGGUCAAGGGAUACCUAAAGGGUUGACUACAACUUAG
Vicia faba (fava bean) is the source of this 435-nucleotide messenger RNA. The record is from the annotation of a GenBank genome assembly. Lineage: Eukaryota; Viridiplantae; Streptophyta; Magnoliopsida; Fabales; Fabaceae.